UCUUAUGGAUAAUCUUUGGACUUGAAAAUUUUGUUUUCAUUUUUAAGUUUCUUUGAUUGUUUUACAAAAAAAUAUUUAUUCGGCAUUUUUGUACUUUAUUUCUUACUCUUAACCUGAUAUUAAACUUUGUAAAUAACUUAAUUCAAUCAUGGAUGAAGCAUCAAAACAAACUAUUGAAUCCUAUAUAAAUGACACCCUCAAAGAUGAAAUAAAACGUCUCGAUCAAUAUAUUCAAAUGUACAACGAGGAAAUUAUGGAAUUUGUUCAAUUGAAGAAUUCAAUUGAAGCAUUACAAAAAAACCCCGGCGAAGGAAUAAAGACAAAAAUGAAUAUUGGUGGUAGAAAUUUUAUGACUGCGGAAGUAUCAUCUACAGAUAAAAUUAUAAUUGAUGUGGGAAAAUCUUGUUUUGUUGAAUUUACAAUUGAAGAAGCUAUAAAGUUUUUAAAUUUUAAAAUUACUGUGCUAACAAAAGAAUGUCAAGUAGUGAGAGAUGAAAGUAUUAAACAACGGUCGAAUGUCAAACUGACGAUGGUUUUAUCUUAAGAAAAACAAAUAAUAAAUAUAGAAUGUUUCAUUUUUGAA
Molecule: messenger RNA, 583 nt
Organism: Eupeodes corollae
Lineage: Eukaryota; Metazoa; Arthropoda; Insecta; Diptera; Syrphidae
Gene: Uxt
Product: protein UXT homolog
Exons: 1
Coding region: 149-544 (131 amino acids)
Source: RefSeq, a predicted model, not a curated record